Molecule: messenger RNA, 2206 nt
Organism: Zalophus californianus (California sea lion)
Lineage: Eukaryota; Metazoa; Chordata; Mammalia; Carnivora; Otariidae
Gene: TINF2
Product: TERF1 interacting nuclear factor 2
Biological process (GO): regulation of telomere maintenance via telomere lengthening; telomere capping
Cellular component (GO): shelterin complex
Molecular function (GO): telomeric repeat DNA binding
Source: RefSeq, a predicted model, not a curated record
AGGCGGGCGCCCUCUACUGUUUUUAAAAAGGGACAGCUGAAUUCUUACUGGAAGCAGGCGUGCCGCCGGGCAAGGUUUUGCAGGCUCUGCUUCGAGGCUAGGAUUUAAGGAAUCGUACAUCAGUGGCGCAGACGAUGGGGGAAGGGAAGGGCAUGAUUCUCGCUUUCCAGACAAGUAAGUCCAGCCUUGGAGAAGGACGUGACUGUAGGCCCCGCGAAGAAAGGGAGGGGCCCCCGAGAGCCCGACUCGGCAGUCCCCGUCGCCCCUGGGCUACUGGGCGGAGGGAGCGGGGGCGGGAGAGACGCCGGAUCUGUUGGGGCGUGGCCUUAUGACACGACGUCACGUCUCCCUGCCCGGUAGCCCAUUGGUUCUCCAUUACCGCCCUUUUCCGGGGCAGGGAAACUGGCCGCAGAGCCGGAAGCGGGGUAGCCCUCGGGCUUGAGGGGGCGGCGGUGUGGAAAACAGAGAACCUGGUGCCAUUGGAGCUGGCCAGCUUCUCCAUUCAGGCUCCAGCCCGAGUUGAAGACCCCCAGGAUUCCGGUGGCCUAUGGAAAGGAUCGCAUCGCGAAGUAUCCGGCGCAGACCGAAAGAGCGCAGCCACUGAGAGCCGCCGGAAGCUUCGCCCCUAGGAGGAGUCGAGAAGCCUCGCCGUGGAGGAAGGAACCCAGAGGGCCUGCCCCCGGGGCGGAGCCCGCGGCCAUGGCCACGCCCCCGGGGGCCGGUCCCGCGGCUCUGCGCUUCGCCGCCGCCGCCAGCUGGCAAGUCGUGCGGGGACGCUGCGUGGAGCAUUUUCCGCGAGUAUUAGAGUUUCUGCGAUCAUUGCGCGCUGCUGCCCCUGGUUUAGUUCGCUUCCGCCACCACGAACGCCUGUGUAUGGGCCUAAAGGCCAAGGUAGUGGUGGAGUUGAUCCUGCAGGGCCGGCCGUGGGCCCAGGUUCUGAACGCCCUGCAUCACCAUUUCCCAGAGUCUGGACCUGUAGUGCGGGACCCCAAAGCAACAAAGCAGGAUCUGAGGAAGGUCUCGGAGGCACAGGAGACCUUUUGCCAACAGGUGAAGCAACUAGCAGAGGCCCCAGUGGACUUGGCUUCCAGGCUGCAGGAACUUGAACAAGAGUAUGGGGAACCCUUUCUGGCUGCCAUGGAAAAACUGUUUUUUGAAUACUUGUGUCAGCUAGAAAAAGCCCUGCCUGCACUGCAGACACAGCAGCUUCAGGAUGUGCUGAGUUGGAUGCAGCCUGGAGUUUCUAUCACUUCUUCUUUUGUCUUGAGCCAGUAUGGUGUGGACAUGGGGUGGCCACUUCCAGAGUGCUCUGUUCCCGAUUCAGCGAGCAUGACAGAGCCCACGGAGCAGAAUCCUCCUCAGCGACCAGAACUAGCACUUCACGAUCCUUUGCCAAAUGCUAGGCCUGGCCCACACCUACCUCAGGCACCAGCCUCAAGGAAGCACCAGGAACCUACGGCUGGCCACCACUUCAAUCUGGCCCCUCUAGGCCGGCGAAGAAUCCAGUCCCGAUGGGCAUCCACUAAGGGAGGCCAUAAGGAGCGCCCCACAGUCAUGCUGUUCCCCUUUAGGAAUCUGGGUUCACCAACCCAAGUCCUAUCUGAGCCUGAGAACAGGGAAGAACAUGGGACAGACAUGGCAGAUCCGGCAGGUGCUGGGGGCACGAGAGCAGCUUCCACUGGAAAGUCAAAGAGUCCAUCCCAGACCCCGGGGGGAAGGGCUCUGAAGGAGAACCCAGUUGAGGUGUUUGCUUCAGAGCAAGAAGAGAAUUGCCUGGUUUGCCCCAUGGACCCCCUGAGACUGUCAUUAUCCCCUCCUAGAGCCAGGAAGCCAUUGUGUCCUCCAUCUCUGUGCAGCUCUGUCAUUACCAUAGGGGACUUGGUUUUGGACUCUGAUGAAGAAGAAAAUGGCCAGAAGGAAGGAAGGGAGUCUCUGGAAAACUAUCAGAAGACAAAGUUUGACACCUUGAUCCCCACCUUCUAUGAAUACCUCCCCACUUCUGGCCCCAGUGCCAUGUCUGCCUCCCAUGACUGUAGAGACAGGUCUAGACACUUAGGACUGGGAUUCCCUCUGCACUCUGCCUGUCUCCUUCCUCAUCUACACACAGUUUAGUGGGAAUAAAGCGGAAGCCCGGGCUUGGGUGACCUGACUACCUUGCUAAAAUUACCUUGUAAUCCUUGUUAAUUAAAAUUUGGAUUUGUUAAAA